Messenger RNA from Lachancea thermotolerans CBS 6340, 2373 nucleotides. It is a transcript of the gene ELP2, whose product is annotated as Elongator subunit ELP2. The record is from RefSeq and is a predicted model, not a curated record. Gene Ontology annotation, molecular function: protein binding. Gene Ontology annotation, biological process: tRNA wobble uridine modification. NCBI's taxonomy places the organism in Eukaryota, Fungi, Ascomycota, Saccharomycetes, Saccharomycetales, Saccharomycetaceae. Gene Ontology annotation, cellular component: elongator holoenzyme complex. Bases 1 to 2373 code for a protein of 790 amino acids. The transcript has a single exon.
AUGUCAGGGAUGGCUAAGGCUGAGGCCAUUUUCAUUGGUGGUAACAGGCAAACACAGGCUAGUGACUACAAUCCUAAACAUGGCAUUUUGGCUUAUGGCGCUGGUAAAACCAUCGCGUUCUGGAAACCUUUGGAUCCAGCUCAUCGCGGAGUUUACGCAACAUUGAAGGGCCAUGAUGCCGAAGUUACGUGCGUGAGGUUUGUUCCUGGAACCGAGUUCAUGAUAACUGCGUCAGAAGACUCGCAAGUUCGUUUGUGGGCUUUUGAUGGAGAGGACAACAGCGCAAUGGCAUGCAUCCAGUCAACCGAUCACCACAAGCACACCAUCACGUCACUUUCUGUGCUCUCUAAUUUGCUAACAGUGGGCUGUGCUGAUGGUUCGGUCUCUGUUUGGCAAAUAAACGAGCGUCAGAUCUCGCUUGUCCACUCUUUUGUUCUCAAGGCAGGCGUAUUCCCUCUGUGUAUGGCAUUGAAAAGCGUCGAAGACAGCAAAGUCCUGCUGGCGGUGGGCGGAACAAACUCGAAUGUAUUUAUUUAUUCUUUCACGCGCGAAGCGGCAGCGCUGGAGAAUUUCCAACUAGCAGCUACCCUAGAAGGCCAUGAGGACUGGAUUAAGGCUAUGGACUUUUACGAGGAAGGCCCAGGGAACAUGCUUCUCGCUACAGGCUCUCAAGACCGCUACAUUAGGUUAUGGAGAAUACGAACAAACGAUCUAAUAGACAACUCUGAUGAAGACGACAGUAAGUUGAAACUGUUGAGCAACAAGCAAUCCAAGUUUUAUAUCGACGGCAGCUUGAGAGUGGCCAUAAAUUUCGAAGCUCUUAUCAUAGGGCAUGAUGACUGGGUCUCUUGUCUCAAGUGGCACAGUGACAAGCUUCAACUGUUGGCUUCUACCGCGGAUACAGCGGUGAUGGUUUGGGAACCUGAUGCAGAGUCUGGAAUUUGGGUUUGUGCGUCCAGAUUGGGAGAGUUGUCCUCCAAAGGUGCGUCUACUGCAACUGGUUCAUCUGGAGGCUUUUGGUCUUGCAAUUGGUUCACUCAAGAAAAAGCUGAUUACAUCCUUACAAAUGGUAAGACAGGAUCAUGGAGGAUGUGGAAAUCUGACGAUAUUAGCGGAUGGGAGCAGCAACUUGCCAUAACAGGGCCCACAAAGCCCACUACCGAUGUAGCAUGGUCGCCAAAUGGGCUUUACCUCCUCGGAACCUCUCUAGACCAGACAACAAGGCUUUUUGCACGUUGCAAGCUUGAUGGGGAACAAGACAAAAUCAGCGGCUCUUGGUUCGAAUUUUCCAGGCCCCAAAUCCAUGGUUACGACAUGAUUUGUGUUGAGCCCAUUUCAAACACGAGGUUCAUCAGCGGUGGUGACGAGAAGAUUAUGAGAUCGUUUGAUGAGCCAAAGGGCGUUGCUCAGAUACUACAAAAAUUUGCUGGGGUGCCCUUUGAAAACGAGAAAUACAUGCCAGAAUCCGCGUCUUUGCCUGCAUUGGGCUUAUCGAGUAAGGCUACUGCUGAUGUUGAUGAGGACGAGGACGAAGACCCUGAUGCGCGCGAGACAAAUGAAACAAAAAACAUUUCUUUCGACAUUGUUGCCUCGCUUCACUCCCCCCCUGUAGAAGAUCAGCUCCAGAGACACACGCUUUGGCCUGAAAUUGAAAAACUCUACGGCCACGGUUACGAGAUUUCCUGUCUAGAUGUGAGUCCUGACGCGAAGAUAAUAGCUUCUGCUUGUCGAUCGAACAACUUACAGCACGCUGUCAUAAGGUUUUUUGAUUCUAACACAUGGUUGCACUUAGAGCCGGCACCACAAUUUCACAACUUGACGAUAACCAGGCUCCGGUUUUCUAAGGACAACACCCAACUCUUGAGUGUCAGUAGAGAUAGGCAAUGGGCAGUAUGGAAGAGGGACCUUGAGACCAACCAGUUCACACUAGCUUACAAAAAUGAGAAAGCACAUACAAGAAUCAUAUGGGAUUGCGAGUGGGCUCCACUUUCUUUUGGCAGCGUAUUCUUGACUGCUUCUAGGGAUAAGAGUAUUAAGCUUUGGAGGUUUUCUGAAGAGGAACAGGACUACUUGCAAGAGGCUUCCAUCAAGCUUGGCAUAUCUGUGACGGCAAUUUCAGUUCACGAGAAACUUUUUGACAAUAAACUUAUAAUAGCUGCGGGUCUGGAGAACGGUUCUCUUCAAGUCUACACCUACGAAAAUGAGUUCCAAAAAGUUCUCGAAAUUGAAGAUAGGUACACGCCUGCAGACAGAAUUUCAAGGCUCAGGUGGAGUUCAAACGGCAAUGAGCUUUUCCUUGCAGCAGCGAGUGCAGACACCUCCUUCCGCAUCUAUUCUGUCAAAUCAGAAAGCAUAAAAAAUUCUCCAAAUUAA